CUUGGUGUUGUUGUGUGUGGAUUUAUACGAUAAAUUCUAGUCAAGAGAAUGUGUAUUAAUUUAAUUAUUAAUAUUUAAUAAUCGUUUUGUAGUAAUAGGAAAAUGUUCUUAAUCAUUUUACAAGCGUCGUUUGUGUUUGUCGCAAGUCAAACAGCCAACGACUGGUCGAACAAUGAACAGAAUGAACAGUAUUUUUAUUCCGUCCCAAAUAACCGUAGGAAUGAUAACGGUAUUUACUACCCUACUGAACCAGUUCAGAGAUAUAACUACAAUGAUUUGCAAAGUCGGGAUAAUUUCUCGGGGCUGCAGUCGCGAUUUUCGAAACCAAAUGUUCUUCAAAAUGUUGAGCCGCAGAAAGAACUACUUAGCAAUGUCAGCCACGGAGUGACAAAUUUAGGUGUCAAUUUGUUGAGGAGUGCAGUACAAUUACAAUCUGGAAACAUAAUGAUGUCUCCAACAUCCAUAGCGACGCUUCUGGCUCUGCUUCAGCAAGGAACCCAUGGCGCAGCGCAAGACCAGAUCACCAAUGCAUUAGGCAUGGCCCCAGAGAUCACAGCACCUAUAUAUCGACGCCUAACCAUUGAUAUGAGGAAACGGAAUUCUCGAAACGUACUCAACGUAGCGAAUAAUGUUGUUGUAUCCGAUUCCUUUGACAUGGAUCCCGCCUUUAAAAGCACAGCAAUUCGUAACUUUGGCAGUGAAGUCACUCCGAUGAACUUCGCUAGAGCCGAUGAUGCUGCGAAGAGGAUAAACAAAUGGAUUGCGGAUAAUACCAACCAAAAGAUCACUGAUAUGCUCUCACCAGAAAUGUUCAAUCCAACUACUCAACUUGUACUCGUAAACGUAGUUUACUUCAAGGGGCUUUGGGAGACAAAAUUUAAGCCAGAAGCCACGCAGCCCCGAAAAUUUUAUUUGAAAAAUCGUCAAACUGUGACAGUACCAUUUAUGCGGAUGCAGCAGUCUUUUAAAUUUGGCGCCGAUGAAAGAACUAACUCUCUUGUAGUUAUCUUACCUUUUGAAAGGUAUCAAUAUUCUUUAGUUCUCAUAAUGCCCAAUGAAGGCGUCACUACUGAAGAAUUAUUGUCUAAAGUCACAGACGAAGAUAUCAUUAAUUACCAUGAACUACAACCUGUGGAAAUUAAUAUUGAGAUUCCGAAAUUUACAAUGAAAUCUGAUACAAACCUGCGGCCAGUUUUGAAAAAUAUGGGUGUAAACAACAUAUUCAAUUCCGAAUCGGAAUUAGCCGGUAUCGGGGUAUACCGAACCUACCCGCCACAGAUUUCCGAUGCUUUACAUUCUGGAUACCUAUCCAUCGAUGAGCAAGGAGUAACAGCAGCUGCAGCAUCAGCAUUCGCGGCAAUUGCGCUUUCUUUUGAAGAUCCACGACCACAUUUUAAAGCCAAUAGGCCUUUCGUUGCCAUCCUUUGGGAUACACAGUUCACAAUACCGUUGUUUAUGGCUAGAGUUGAUGAUCCAUCCGUUUUGAGAUGAUUUUGAUUGUAUUUAAUAUUAUUGUCUUUUACUAUUCUACGCACGUCUACUACGUACAAUUUCAGUUAAGUUUAAAUUUACAAACGUGUUUUAAUCAUGUAAUAGUUGUUACAGUUGCUUAUAAAUAUAUAAGGUUUAAUAAAAGUUAA
Molecule: messenger RNA, 1640 nt
Organism: Pieris rapae (cabbage white)
Lineage: Eukaryota; Metazoa; Arthropoda; Insecta; Lepidoptera; Pieridae
Gene: serpin-12
Product: antichymotrypsin-2
Exons: 7
Coding region: 103-1491 (462 amino acids)
Molecular function (GO): serine-type endopeptidase inhibitor activity
Source: RefSeq, a predicted model, not a curated record